GCGCACACACACACUGGCAUUAAGGAGUUAGACAGCAAAGUUUUCCCAAGAGGAGUUCACAUUAUUAUCAUUUUUACCCUCUGUGUUUGUUGCACAAACUUUGUUCUUUUCUCAGAACUUUCCUCUUUUUGUAUUUUUAAUUCAUCUGUGCGCUUUCGUGACUUUAUCCAUGUUGGAAUGGAAUAUGAGGAGUUCCCCAGAGAGAGGCUAUCAAGGUUUUGAGUUAUUAAAGCUGCUGUGACUGCUCCUCCCGUGGAUGAAGAUGGACCCUCCCGCCGUGUGCGUCCUCCACACUCUGCUGCUUCUGCUGAUCUUGCCCCUUGUUGCCUCUGUCCCCUGUCCCCGACCCUGCUCCUGCCCCCAGCCCACUGAGCUCCACUGCACCUUCCGCUCACUCAUCACCAUCCCAGCUGCUGUAUCUAGACAUGUGGAACGCAUGAACCUAGGGUUCAACAGCAUUAAUAAGAUCACAGACAAAUCAUUGGCUGGUUUGAGGAAGCUGGAGCUUCUGAUGGUCCAUGGGAACGACAUCCACAGUCUACCUGAUGGAGUGUUCAAGGACCUCACUUCACUACAGAUGUUGAAGAUGAGCUACAACAAGCUGAAGGAGAUCAACGGACACACCCUCCAUGGUCUGUGGGCUUUGGCUAGGUUACACCUGGACCACAACCGACUAGAGUCCAUUCACCCAGAUGCCUUCCAGGGCCUCACUUCCCUGCGGCUGCUGCAGUUAGAAGGCAACCGGCUUCAGCAGCUGCACCCGGCCACCUUCGCCACCUUCACUCUGAUGGACUACUUCCAUGUCUCCACUUUGAGGCACCUCUACCUGUCAGACAACGGGCUGACGUCACUGCCCUCCAAGCUGCUGGCCACCAUGCCACAGCUGGAGAACUUGUACCUUCAUGGGAACCCGUGGACAUGCGACUGCAACAUGAGGUGGCUCCAUGACUGGAAUAAAACUUCACCAGGUGUCUUGAAAUGUAAAAAGGACAGAGCACUUCCUGGUGGCCAGCUGUGUCCUAUGUGCUCCUCUCCCAGGCACCUCCGGAUGAAAGAGCUCCUGGCUAUGGAGAACCUGGUCUGCAGCAGGCCCAUCAUCAGCUCUCCUCAUAGGACUUCUCAACCUGAUGACAUCGAGAGUGAGGUCAUGACCACUGAGGACUUCAGCAACCCAUUUGGAAACAUCUCCCUGGGCCUGUCAGAUGAACAUGGGAAUGAGGUGGAUUUGGAGUGUAGUAUUGGACAGCCGAGAGAUCUUACCAAAAUCAACUGGGAGCAGGUCAACCAGCUCCAGCUGGCCUCCAAUAUAACUUUGUCAGUGGAUCUGGAGUGCCCUGUCGAUAGAGAAAAGUAUGAGCGACUGUGGAGGUUAAUCGCGUACUACAGCAAUGUGCCAGCCCACUUACAAAGGGGGAUUAUGCACAGAAAAGAGCCUCAUCCAACUUAUGUGUAUAGACAGGACUCUGAGAAGGAUGCCCUGUACUACACAGGGGUUAAAGCUAAUAUCAUGGCCCAGCCAGCAUGGCUGAUGCAGACAUCUGCAGACCUUCAGCUAAACCGACUUCAGUCAUCAGCCAAGACGGUGAAAUUGAUCCUGAGCACAGACUUCUCAGAGACAGUGGAGGCAGAGCUGAUUCGGAGACAGAGGAGGACAUGGGUCAUGAUCGAGUCAACAAAUAUGACUCGCAAAGUGUUGAGUGCUAUCCUGGGAAGCCCAAGUCAAAUGUUCUGUAACGUGCAAAGUUCUGGCCAACCAGUCAUCCACUGGAUGCUGCCAGAUGGCUCCAAGGUGGAGGCACCAUACAGCAGUCCAGACAACAGGGUGACUGUGUCCAGUGAAGGACGGCUGCUCAUUAAAGCUGUCAGUCACACAGACACAGGAAUUUACUACUGUGUUGCCAAGAUUAAUGGAGACCUUGCUGUCCUGCCAUUCCAUCUGACAGUCCAGGAAUCCUCUAGCCCUCCCCCAGGAGAGGAUGCCUCAAUUACACCUAUCGAGAGAUUUGCAGGGAACCCCAUUUCCCUGCCUUGCAUGGCAUCUGGUUCCCCUGAUGCUGAAAUUAACUGGAUUCUACCAAGCAGCAACAUAGUUAGUUUCCAAGCCAAUUCCUCCAGAGCUUUGGUCUAUUCCAACGGCACUCUACACAUCCCACAGACCCAGUUAUUGGACAGUGGUUACUAUAAAUGCAUCGCCAUAAAUCAACAUGGUGUCGAUACACUGGCUACCAAAAUCACUCUCGUCAGGCGCAAAGGACUGAUAAGGCCUUUGAGGAAGUUUCCAGCAAGACCUCAGUCAGCCUCAGGGGUAAACACUCAGAUUAAAGUCCCCACAGAGGAUACAGAGGAGGCAUCAGGGGAAAUUGAGGUUACUCCAAUAAGCCGCUUGGAUCCCACAAGGAGGAGAAUUUCGGGAGGUGCGUCCACAGGCAGGAGGGUCCAUCCAUCGAGGAACAUGAGGCGGAGGCCGGUGCUUCGAAAACCAACUGGGCCGCGUGUUGAAGACAGGAAGAAUAUAGCUGACAGCAGGAGGAAGAUUAAUAUGUCAAAGGGUAAAAUAGACCCAGAAAAAUGGGCUGAUAUUUUGGCUAAGAUUAGGGAUAGAAAUGCUCAGAAUACUGUGACACCACUUCCAGUUCAACAUACAACAGAGAUGAAAGUGACAGAGCAGACAACACAGUUACAAGAAACUAUCGAGGGAUCAUCAGAUGGUGUGGGCCAGGGCUAUUUCACAACACCACACACUUCAGUACAACAUACACAAAUAAUAACCAAUAAACAGAAUACACAAAGCCAAGACACACAUAGCUACACUACACAUGAUACACAUAGUAUAACCUCAAACAGUCAGCACACACACCAUAGCAUAGAUUCUAUAGCAGAGCCACCCACAACACAGACGACAUACAAUGUCCAACAUACAACCCCUAAUGCAUACUUAAAUCUACACACAACUUCAAACAGUGUAUUUUUCCCACCACAGAGCACAUCUGUUCCCCUAUACACUGUCACUUUCUGGCAGGCUAACACAAAUAUUGCAAGCAGCAGCAGUACAUUUUCUCAACAAGAGAAUGAUCGCACAAAUACAGAUGUCGAUGAAGUCAAAACAGCUGAUUGGUCCAAGGCAUCGGAGAGAAGCGAGAAUAUGGAUAGACCAAAUGGUGUUGCCAGCUCUAAUAAUGACAGAGAACUCUCUUUGAGUGGAAGUCAAAUUAUCCCUUUCGUCAACCCAAAUGAAUCAGAAACAAGCCAAGAGGGAAAUGGAAAAUAUCUUAGCGAGACUGCAACAACUUCACAGUCACAUACUCAGCCAAAGACCACAGUAUUUGAUAAUUUGCAAUCUCAAGCACUGCUCACAACAGCAUCUCCAACAACUGCACUUGCACCCGCAACUACUAACAGGAAAGGAUCUGAAGGACAGUCUCCCCCACGCCUACGACAACCUAACUCCAGGAGAAAGAAUGGGGGUCGACGGAGAAAGACAAACAGGAGGAAACAAAAGCUGAAUAAACCCACCCAGUUCCCGGGUGUCACCACACCUGCAAAUGAUCCCCUAGCAACAGUGAAGACCACUGCGUCCUCACAGCUAAAAAUAGAACCAUUAGAGGUUACAACAGCCAAUUUCAAUACCACUGUUCCAUUCAGCAGCAGCCAAGCAGCGUCAUCAGGCAGACUGAGUCAUGAAGAAAGCACAGUCUCAGGGCAUACCGCCGAGGCAGCUACCAAACCCACUUCACUACCAGCUUCUCCCUCCGAAACAAACGACAGUCUUCUACCCCUGGCCAAACCACAAUUCAAAAGCACAUCAGCGGCACCAUCAUUUCCAACAGCCUCUCCAGGAGUGGGUCACGGAAAGACGAGUUCUCAAACUGCCUUAGAAAUCUCAGAGAGUGCAUCUUCCACAGAACGCUUGGAUAUGUUCACAUCAACCACUCAGCAGAGGUUUACAGGCACCAUUCUUCCACCUGUUAAACCUUUAGAGGAGACACAAAGGGUCAGCCUUAUGGGAGACCUUGGACCUGUGCCAAACUUUGACAAUUCCACUGGGGGUUUUGACACUGUAACACAAGUGCAGACAGAUGUCGGGCUGAAUUAUUCAGGUCAUCAAUACACAUUCACCGCAAAGGGUGAAGAGAUGCUUUCUGAAGAGACUGGCAUGGAAUUUUCACUGCUGCCACCUCCAUCUGCCUCAACUGCUUCCAUGAUUGAGCAUGAAAUCAAGACAACCUCUGGAUACACUUCAAGAGGUUUAAUCACAACACCAAGUAUGCUUUUUGAUGGUGAUUUGGACUCACAGAAAACUACAGUGCCUGAAAUAUUGUAUCAUAGUUCUAGUCAAAAGACAAGCAGUGAGUCAAAGAUAGAUGAGCAUCUUGAAGAAAUUAGUCUUAUCACAAGUGUCAAAACCACUCAGGAGGUUCCCAGGAUCCACAACAUUCCAGACAGUCACAGUCAAGAGCAACAAAUCAAACCUAUCACCACAUCAGAGCCUCAGAGAACACCAAAUGUCCAUCCUGCAACCCAGGCAACUGACCACAAGCUGGCAGUGUUUGUUACUAUAAAUCCAACUUCCUCAGCCCUAAAACCAGUAACCAGUGUGCAGGCAAUCAAGGAGACAGCAACCAAUCCUCCAACAAUUGCUGCGAUCCAAACUGAUACAUUAAGUGAAGGACUGCUAACAAGCACUGUCCAACUACCUGGACAAGGAUCUAUUCCAAGAGAGAAGCCAAGGAUAACUAAGAGCAAUUUCAAGACUUUCAGUGUGAAAGCUGAAACAGAUGCUCAGCUUCCCUGUAAGGCUGAGGGUGAGCCAAUGCCCUUCCUGUCAUGGACUAAAGUUGCUAAUGGGGCGAGUAUUGCUCAGAACACCAAGGUCCAGAGGUUUGAGGUCCAUUCAAAUGGUACUUUAAUCAUCAGGAACACGCAGCCCAUGGAUGGGGGCCAGUACCUGUGUAUAGUCCAGAAUCAGUAUGGCACAGACAAGAUGGCUGUCAACCUUGUAGUCCUGUCUCAGCAUCCGCGGGUUCUCCAGCCUCGGCAAAGAGAUAUCACUGUGCAUCUGGGUGGCAAAGUCGAUUUAGACUGUAUAGUGGAGGGGCAUCCUACGCCUCGGGUCACAUGGGUGCUCCCUAGCCAUGUCCACAUGGCUGCUGUCCCCCUUGGUGUUGCCCCUCAGCAGCGUGUGGCCAUCCUGAGUAACGGAACCCUCCAGAUCAGCCAGGCCGCUAUAACAGACAGAGGGAUCUAUAAGUGCAUCGGCAGCAGCGCAGCCGGAGCUGACACAGUCUCAGUCCGCCUUUAUGUGUCAGCGUUGCCUCCUGUGAUUCAGCCGAAACAACAUGAGAACAUCACUCUCUCAGAGGGCAGCAACGCCUACAUCCACUGCACUGCCACAGGUUCCCCUCCACCUGUCAUCCGCUGGAUUACACCUGAUGGUUUACAGCUCGCUGCUUCCCAGUUUGUUACUGGUGGCAACAUCAUUGUCUUCCCAAAUGGGACUCUCUACAUACGGAGAUUAGGUCCGGAGAAUGCUGGAAGAUACGAGUGUUCAGCCAGCAGCACGGUGGCAUCAAGCAGCAAAACAGUGAUCUUGAGCAUAAGACGGAAUCCAUCUUCUGCCAAGGCUCGUAUCACAUCGUCAUCCCUCCAGAGAACAGAUGUGAUCUAUGGAGAAAAACUGCUGCUCAACUGUGUGGCCAAAGGAGAGCCGGACCCUCGGAUCAUCUGGAGGACACCUUCCAAGAAGCUGGUGGAUGCUCAGUACAGCUUUGACCCUAGGAUCAAGGUGUUCCCCAAUGGCAGUAUUACCAUUUAUUCUGUGACUGACAAGGACAGUGGCGACUACCUUUGUGUGGCACGUAACAAAAUGGGUGAUGACUACGUUGUGCUGCGGGUCAACGUGCUGACCAGGCCUGCCAAGAUCAAGCAGAAGUUGCAGCAAUCGAGUCAGGAAGUGAUCUAUGGUGGAGACUUGAAGGUGGACUGCGUGGCCUCUGGUCUUCCCAACCCUGAGAUCAGCUGGGCAUUACCGGAUGGCACCAUGGUCAACCCUGUCAAACAGAGAGAUACUAUCAGCGGGGGUCGCAGUCGCAGGUAUGUGGUGUUUGACAAUGGAACUCUGUACUUCAAUGAUGUUGGCAUGCCAGAAGAAGGUGACUACACCUGCUACGCUGAGAACCAACUUGGCAAAGAUGAGAUGAAGGUUAGAGUAAAGGUCAAGGUUGCAACUUCCCCACCAAAAAUCCAGGAUAAAGACCAAAAGAUCGUCAAGGUUUUCUAUGGUGAGACUGUUACACUUAGAUGUAAUGCCAAAGGGGACUCAGUGCCAGUCAUCACAUGGAUAUCCCCUACGAAUAGAGUGAUCUCUCCUGCUUUAGACAAAUACCAGGUCCUGGAUGAUGGGACAUUGGUGAUUCAAAAAGUUCAACGUUUUGAUGGAGGUAACUACACCUGCAUGGCCAGGAACAAUGCAGGUCAAGACCAGAAAGUCAUAAAGCUGGAGGUCCUAGUAACAUCUCCAAUGAUCAAUGGUUUAAGUGGAACUGCGAACAACAUCAAGGUGAAUGCAGUUCAGGAUCAGCGGAAGUUUGUUGACUGUGUGGCAAAGGGAACCCCCACCCCUCGCAUCAUGUGGGUUCUACCAGGAAAUGUGAUCCUACCUGCGCCAUACUAUAGUAACAGAAUGACAGUUCACCAGAAUGGUACCCUGGAAAUCCGGUCACCCAAGAGGACAGACUCCGGGCAGCUGGCUUGCAUCGCUCGUAAUGAAGGAGGGGAAGUCAGGCUGGUGGUUAACUUGGAUGUGAGGGAGGUUGUUGAGAGGCCACAAAUUAGAGGUCCCAAAACAGAUAGUGUGUCGCUAACUGUGGGGAAUGCCAUGACUUUGAAUUGCUCCUUAGAUGGUUCAACUCUACCUCAUGUCACUUGGAUCUUACCCAGUGGUACACCUUUGCUAAGUGGUGCUCGGUUCUCUAAGUUUUUCCACCGACCAGACGGCUCCUUGGUCAUCAGCAACCCCUCUGUUGCUGAAGCUGGUGUGUACCGCUGUCUUGGACGUAAUCUUCGAGGUCUUGUGGAGCAUGCAAUCACAUUGUCCCCAGGAAGAAAGCCAGAGAUCAACAACAGAUACAGCUCUCCUGUCAGUGUCAUGAAUGGGGAAAGUCUUUUGCUUCACUGUCAGACUAGUGGUGAGCCCCUCAGACUAACAUGGACUCUACCCAGUGGGGUAGUCCUCAACAGGCCACAGAGAGCUGGACGAUAUUCUGUACUGCCCAAUGGGACACUUGCCAUCCAACAAGUUUCAGUUUAUGAUCGGGGGUUGUAUGUAUGUCGAGUUGCAAACGAGUACGGCAGCUCUUUGCUUUCUGUGUCAGUAAUUGUGAUUGCAUACCCACCUCGAAUUACCAGUGGCCCCCCUUCUGUGACCUAUGCUAAACGUGGAGUUGCUGUUCAGUUGAACUGCAUGGCAACUGGGAUCCCUAAAGUGGACAUAGCAUGGGAAACGCCUGAUAAAAUGCGUUUGGCUGUCAGUGCACAGCCGCGCCUUUUUGGAAACAAGUACCUCCAUCCACAAGGUUCCCUCAUCAUCCAGAACCCGACACAAAGAGACACUGGCAUGUACCGAUGCACAGCCAGAAAUGUCAUUGGCAUAGACUCUAAAGCUACGUUUCUCAAUGUGUUCUGAAGAAUUUCACUGUUUAUCAUGGUCCAUUUCCAUACUGUAUGCCCAAACAACUGCCUAGUUAAAAACAGCUAAUGUUUUUAAAGUUUAAAAUGUUGUAAAAACUGCUGUCACAAUGAUGUAAUAAUGAGCUGAUUAGAACCUGCAGUGAUGCUUUGAGUGUGUCCUGUAUAGAGGCCAAAAGUUGAUGGUAUUUUGUGUGCUAUAGUUUAACAGUUUGUGUAUAAUCCACAUCACUGGGAAAUAUCAAUUGGUCUCCCAUUCUGAGGGAAAUGCUGAUCAUGUGGUAAAACAGACUACAAUCAUGCCUUUUUGACAUAGUCAUGUGUUCCAGUUUGCCUGUUUUUCCCUGCAUAAUGUUUAUCGUUAUUGCUCAUAGACAGUUGCUGUUAUUGUUGCUAUGCUCUCAUUACUUUCAGAUGUUGUAUGUUGUAGUUUAGCUUUAGGCUAAUGACUUGUAUAGUCCCUUUGGACAGUACAGCAUAUCUUUACCAAAUGAUUUACACAUUGCUAGUGCUGAUAUAAAAAUAAUGGUGGUUGAAAAUGAUCAGCACCUCAUCCCACAAGGUAAUGGCACUGAUGAAUAAUUACCUGACUGGCUAUAUGCAGGCCAGACACCAUAAUAAAGCCAAAUUGAAAUAAAAUAAUGGGCAUAUUUUUAAACUUUUACUUCAAUUCACUCAGGGAGGUGGGCUGCACAGGGGAGAAGAAAUACAAACCACCUCGACAACUCUAUGUAGUACUUAAAAGGCGUAGAUUGCCAAAGAUGACAUUGAAUUUGUUUUAUUAAGAUAAAAAAGUUUAAGUUUUAAGUUUAGAGAGUCCUUACCUUUGCAAAGGCAGUAUAAUGCUUUAACAACAACCACUACGUUGUAGCUCUUCAAUUUGAUUAUGUUGUUGCAGGAGCACCAUCUAUUAUUAGCAAAAUGCUAUCAUUCAGAGUUCAUAUGUCAACAUAUCAUCCACAUUUCUUUGCACGUUACCUUCAAGUAUAGAAAUGAAAUAGAGGAAUUAUGUGGCCUAUCUGGUAAGAUACACGUUGGAUCCAAGACAUUAUCAAAAAUUGACCAAAACAGUAACUUUCUACACCUCAAAAUUUAGAAGUAGUGAGCGAAAAUGUUGCACGAUUGCUCUUAAAACUACUCUUUUGCAAAUUUUUAUCACUAAAUAAAAAAUUUUGGGGGCGUUUUUGAGAUUUUUUGGUUACAGAUGGGACCAAAAUCGUAACCUGCUUGCAGGAGGUAACAUACCAUUAGACAGCUUGUAAACUGUUUAAUAUGUGUCAGCUAUUUGGACUACACAGCAAGUGGUUAAAUAACAGCCUACAAAAUGACAUCAGACUGUAUACGCACCACUCCUGGUGUUUUAUAUUAAAGCAAUUGAUCUCUGUAGCACCCUCAGCUGUACAUGUACCUUUGCUUUGAUGACGUAGUACAGUUGCUUCUGACAAUGACAGAUUAUGUCAAGCUGUAAAGAACUGCAUCAUAACUUCUCAUUUUCUAUCUUGGAAAUAUUGUUUAACUUAAUUACAGAAUUGAAAAUAUGUAUAAUGUUGCUCUUUUUUUAUCGACAGGUGAUUUGUAUUUUCUAUGAGACAUCCAUCGGUAUGCCGUGCCUUUCGUAAACACCCAUCUUAAGUAUUUUCUGUGUGUUUCCAUAACUGGAGUCAGAUAAUCCAAUAACUGAUUGUUUUCUGCUCUCAGCAGUGUGCUCCAUCUUCGACUCUGCUUCUGAAAAAUGCUGAUGCAGGUUCUAUGUCUUCAUUUGUAAAUUAUUUGUCUUUGACAAGCUGUGAUGCAUAGGAAUUUUCCCAUAUUUUAAUAAAAGAU
Molecule: messenger RNA, 9507 nt
Organism: Larimichthys crocea (large yellow croaker)
Lineage: Eukaryota; Metazoa; Chordata; Actinopteri; Sciaenidae
Gene: mxra5a
Product: matrix-remodelling associated 5a
Exons: 8
Coding region: 257-7681 (2474 amino acids)
Molecular function (GO): protein binding
Source: RefSeq, a predicted model, not a curated record